AUGGAAAAACUAUUCAGAAACCAGAAGCUGAAUGCUAGUGUGAGAACUGUGAGGUGGGGUGAGGAGAUCCUGUUUUACGCAAAAGACGUGGCAGAAUCUCUAGGGUACUCAAACGCAAAGAAGGCCACCCAAGUUAAUGUAUGGAAAAAAAAUAAGGUAACACUUAAGGAACUCGAGGGUGGGACCCUCGAGGGUCCCACCUUCAACUACCAGCCAAACUGUGUUUUCCUAAGGGAACAGGGUCUAUACCAACUGAUAUUCAAAUCCAGACUUCCAAUAGCAGAGGCCUUCCAAGACUGGGUAGUAACAGACGUCCUCCCAUCUAUCCGCAAAACAGGCUCGUAUGAAUUACCAGAUAGAAGGUCACUCAGAUAUAACCAAAUAAUCCUUAUAAAUGAAACGGACCUUCAUCACGCAGUUGUGAGUUACAUUAGGGAUAACUACCCAGAGGCUGUAAUUAUACCUGGUCUAGGUGAGUACCAGGAUACUAUGUCAAAGAGAUGUGACGCCUGGAAGAAGGGAUAUAAAGGUGGUCAGCCAGAUCUUAUCAUAGAGAAUCCUAUGGGGAAGUACAAAGGAUUUGCCAUUGAAUUCAAGUCUCCUAAGGGCACUGGGGUUGUGAGUGAGAAGCAGGUAGUAUGGUUUCGUAAGCUUAUGGAAAUAGGGUAUAUGGUAAUGAUAUCCGACGACUUGAUAAAAACUUGUAUUAGAAUUAAUGAGUACUUUUCACUUAAGAAAACUGUGA
Messenger RNA from Paramuricea clavata, 745 nucleotides. NCBI's taxonomy places the organism in Eukaryota, Metazoa, Cnidaria, Anthozoa, Malacalcyonacea, Plexauridae. The record is from the annotation of a GenBank genome assembly.